AUGGAGAGUCAUCUAUCGGGAACGGAGCAGAGUUCCCGGAUAGUGCAGCGCAGAGUUUCCGUCCCCGGUUCCCGGGUUUCCAGGCGCAAAGUGCCCGGAAGUGCCCGUUCCCGCACAGCACCAAUGAGAUGCGGACAGCAUGAGGACCAGGUCUUACGAAAUUUCCAGAACAAGAACGUGGUGGUGGCCGACUUCGGGCUGGCUCGGCUCAUGGUGGAUGAGAAGACUCAGUCUGAAGACUUGCGCAGCCUCAAGAAGCCGGACCGCAAGAAGCGGUACACAGUGGUGGGCAACCCCUACUGGAUGGCACCAGAGAUGAUCAAUGGCCGUAGCUAUGACGAGAAGGUGGACGUGUUUUCCUUUGGAAUCGUCCUGUGUGAGAUUAUUGGGCGUGUGAAUGCAGACCCCGAUUAUCUGCCCCGAACUAUGGACUUUGGCCUCAAUGUGAGAAUAUCUCUCUCUUUAAUGGGAGGUGUGGCUCAGUGGUAG
Molecule: messenger RNA, 489 nt
Organism: Onychomys torridus (southern grasshopper mouse)
Lineage: Eukaryota; Metazoa; Chordata; Mammalia; Rodentia; Cricetidae
Product: LIM domain kinase 1-like
Exons: 4
Coding region: 1-489 (162 amino acids)
Biological process (GO): actin cytoskeleton organization; protein phosphorylation; positive regulation of stress fiber assembly
Cellular component (GO): neuron projection; nucleus; cytoplasm
Molecular function (GO): protein serine/threonine kinase activity; ATP binding
Source: RefSeq, a predicted model, not a curated record